Messenger RNA from Camelina sativa (false flax), 560 nucleotides. The record is from RefSeq and is a predicted model, not a curated record. NCBI's taxonomy places the organism in Eukaryota, Viridiplantae, Streptophyta, Magnoliopsida, Brassicales, Brassicaceae.
UUACUUUUUCCGAACGACAUAGCGUUUAAGCAUCAGUCGUCCUCGAGAAGCUUCGCUGAGUAGAAAAUUGCAGAGAGACUCAUUCUUCCUCAACUCACUGAACUGUUAUUAUUAUACAGUUUAGGGUUUCAAAAUCCCCGCCAAUUUUCUCACCUUCCACGAUCGGAGCUCUAAUGGCGUCUACAGCGGCUGAACAAGUCGAGAGAAAAAUUGCGUCGGUAACAUCAAACCCGAACCCGGAUAUCAAAGCGGCUGUUGCAUCUCGGAUCAAUAGCCAAAGCGACGCUUCUCCAUCUCCCUCGCUCAAUUCCAAGGAUUUCAUCGUCUCCGUUGCUGCUAAAGUCGCCUCUCAGCCGUUGCAGAACUACGAUUUAAACGUCUGGGGUGUCCUCACCGCAAUUUCAAGCCAUGCUCGCAAACGCCGGCAGGGCAUAAAUAUACUAUUGAGUUCUGAUGAGCAUUGCUUAGGACGGCUACCAUGUCACGCCAGUUNUCGUUCUCAACUUUAUAAAAACGACGACCAUUGUUUCUUUACUUUUUCCGAACGACAUAGCGUUUAA